AUGGCCGCGCGCGCAGGGCAAGAAGCGGCUCAAAUGCCUUUUAUAAAAAAUCUCGCCUCCAGCGAUCGCAAACUGCGCACAUCCUCCCUCGAGGCCCUCACCGCAUUUCUCGCCUCCCGUCGCACCCUCUCCUUCUCCGAAGCCUGCAAACUAUGGACCGGUCUUUACUAUGCCCUCUGGAUGACCGACCGACCUAAACCCCAACAAGCCCUCGCCACCUCCCUCGCCUCUCUGCUGUUCUCGCUACGCUCUGCGCACUGCGCGGGGCCGUGGCUGCGUGGUUUCUGGCACGUUCUCGGCGCGCAAUGGACCGGCAUCGAGGCGCUCCGGCUGGACAAGUUCCUGCUGCUGGUGCGACGCGUAUUUGCCGCCAUGGUGCGGUACGCAAAGGAAGGCGGGGCGGAGGAGAGAGACGUGGUGGAGGGGAUAUGUAGAGAAUACGUGUUUGAUGGCGAGGGCGGCAGCUCGGGGCUGGGGCAGCUGCCGCUGGGUUUGAGGCUGCAUGUGCUGGAUCUCUGGGUGGACGAGCUGCAGAAGGAAGGUGUGCUGGGAGAGGCGGCAGAAGAGGACGGGGAGAUGCAGGGGCUGGUGAGGAAGAUGGGGGACAUGGUGGAGGAGUUGAGGAGGAAUGGGGUCAAGUCGGUGCGGGAGCGGGCAAAGGAGAGCUAUGAGGAUGCGAGGCUGCCGUGGGGGAGCAAGGAAGAGAGUAUGGAGGAGGAUGAGCAAGAGGAAGAAGAGGAGGAUGGAUGGGGAGGGUUCGAGGAUUAA
This is a messenger RNA of Beauveria bassiana ARSEF 2860, 768 nucleotides long. RefSeq names its product nucleolar protein,Nop52. Gene Ontology annotation, biological process: rRNA processing. The record is from RefSeq and is a predicted model, not a curated record. NCBI's taxonomy places the organism in Eukaryota, Fungi, Ascomycota, Sordariomycetes, Hypocreales, Cordycipitaceae. The transcript is spliced from 2 exons. Gene Ontology annotation, cellular component: preribosome, large subunit precursor; nucleus; preribosome, small subunit precursor. Bases 1 to 768 code for a protein of 255 amino acids.